Messenger RNA from Rhinopithecus roxellana (golden snub-nosed monkey), 1333 nucleotides. RefSeq names its product high mobility group 20B (gene HMG20B). Lineage: Eukaryota; Metazoa; Chordata; Mammalia; Primates; Cercopithecidae. The record is from RefSeq and is a predicted model, not a curated record. Gene Ontology annotation, biological process: regulation of gene expression. Gene Ontology annotation, cellular component: nucleus. The transcript is spliced from 10 exons. The coding region runs from base 95 to 1048 and encodes 317 amino acids.
CAGUCGGCGGGGGUGGGCUGCGGGCGGUUGGUUGGAGCGUCGCGCAGUCGAGAGGUCCGGGAAAGUUUCUUUGGAGGUCCGGCCCGGAGCAGCCAUGUCCCACGGCCCCAAGCAGCCCGGCGCGGCCGCCGCGCCGGCGGGCGGCAAGGCUCCGGGCCAGCAUGGGGGCUUCGUGGUGGCUGUCAAGCAAGAGCGCGGCGAGGGUCCACGCGCCGGCGAGAAGGGGUCCCACGAGGAGGAGCCGGUGAAGAAACGCGGCUGGCCCAAGGGCAAGAAGCGGAAGAAGAUUCUGCCGAAUGGGCCCAAGGCACCGGUCACGGGCUACGUGCGCUUCCUGAACGAGCGGCGCGAGCAGAUCCGCACGCGCCACCCGGAUCUGCCCUUUCCCGAGAUCACCAAGAUGCUGGGCGCCGAGUGGAGCAAGCUGCAGCCAACGGAGAAGCAGCGGUACUUGGACGAGGCCGAGAGAGAGAAGCAGCAGUACAUGAAGGAGCUGCGGGCGUACCAGCAGUCGGAAGCCUAUAAGAUGUGCACGGAGAAGAUCCAGGAGAAGAAGAUCAAGAAAGAAGACUCGGGCUCUGGGCUCAUGAACACUCUCCUGAAUGGACACAAGGGUGGGGACUGCGAUGGCUUCUCCACCUUCGAUGUUCCCAUCUUCACUGAAGAGUUCUUGGACCAAAACAAAGCGCGCGAGGCGGAGCUUCGGCGUUUGCGGAAGAUGAACGUGGCCUUCGAGGAGCAGAACGCGGUGCUGCAGAGGCACACGCAGAGCAUGAGCAGCGCGCGCGAGCGUCUGGAGCAGGAGCUGGCGCUGGAGGAGCGAAGGACGCUGGCGCUGCAGCAGCAGCUCCAGGCCGUGCGCCAGGCACUCACCGCCAGCUUCGCCUCGCUGCCGGUGCCGGGCUCGGGCGAAACGCCCACGCUGGGCACUCUGGACUUCUACAUGGCCCGGCUGCACGGAGCCAUCGAGCGCGACCCUGCGCAGCACGAGAAGCUCAUCGUCCGCAUCAAGGAAAUCCUGGCCCAGGUCGCCAGCGAGCACCUGUGAGGAGUGGGCGGGCCCACGAUGCAGACGAGAAGCUGUGGGCGCAGCCCUGCCCCACCCCACCCCGUGGACGAGAGGCUGGGGGUCCACCCUUUGGGGCCUGGUCCCAUCUUGCACCUUGGGGGCUCCAGCCCCCCUAAAAUUAAAUUUCUGCAGCAUCCCUUUAGCUUUCAGUCUCCCCAGCCCCCUGAACCCAGAAAAAGCACUCGCUGCGCAAUACACCCAGAAGAACCGCACAACCGCAGGUGCCCCUCCUCGGAGGACAGCCGCACGCUCCACUGGCUCCCC